This is a messenger RNA of Miscanthus lutarioriparius, 627 nucleotides long. The record is from the annotation of a GenBank genome assembly. NCBI's taxonomy places the organism in Eukaryota, Viridiplantae, Streptophyta, Magnoliopsida, Poales, Poaceae.
AUGGCGGGCCCGUACCAACGUCUCUCGGCGCCGGUGCCGGCACCGGUGGUGGUAGUGUCACCCCAGUUCUGCUCGCCGGACGUGGUGCCUCUGACGGUGACCAAGAAGGUGGCGAGCCUCAGCGGCGGCGACUUCACCGUCACCGACGCCAACGGCGCCGUCGUGCUGCAAGUCAAGGGCAGUUUUUUCACCGUCCGCAAGCGUCGCGUGCUCCUCGACGCCGCCGGACAGCCCGUCCUCUCCAUGCACGAGAAGGUGUUUAGUAUGCACAACAGAUGGGAAGUGUUCAGAGGGGACAGCACGAACGCAAGCGAUUUGCUCUUCACCGUGAAGAGAUUCACGCUGAUGCAACUGAGGACAGAGCUGGAUGUGUUCUUGGCCGGGAACACCGCCCAGCAGGCCUGCGAUUUCAGGAUGAAGGGUAGCUACUUCGACAGAAACUGCGUCUUCUACCUUGGCAACUCUGACGUCAUGAUUGCUCAAAUAAGCCGUAAGUACACUGUCUCCAAUGUGCUGCUGGGAAAGGACACGUUCAACGUCACCGUGUUCCCUCACGUUGACCAUGUCUUCGUCGCGGCUCUCGUUGUGGUUCUGGAUGAGGUUCACAGCAGGGAUCGUAACUACUAA